AGGUAGGCACCGUAGUGGAGGUUCUUGACAGGCUGUCUCGUGCUGGACCAGUGAAAAGCACUUACCCAUUAACCUUUGUUCAGCUAAAGCAGUAUUUUGGGUUUGUACUGUACAGAACUGUGCUUCCGAAAAACUGUACAGAGCCAACGCAACUCUCUUCACAUUUGAACGGAGUUCAUGAUCGUGCCUAUGUCUCUGUCGAUGGGGUUCCUCAAGGUGUUCUUGAGAGGGACAAAUCACUUGUGAUAAAUAUAACUGGGAAGGCUGGAGCAAAUCUAGACAUCUUGGUAGAGAAUAUGGGCCGAGUCAACUUUGGUAGAUAUAAUAAUGACUUUAAGGGUCUAGUUUCAAAUUUAACUCUUGAUCAAGAUACACUCAUUGAAUGGGAAAUCUAUCCUCUAGACAUAGAUGGAGCAGUGAACCGUGACAUUAAUGGCAACCUCGAUCAACCAACGAGAUCUCCUGGUGAUCCACAGAGUUAUGAAGCACCUACUUUUUACACUGGUAAACUUUCAAUUCCUGAAGGGAUUCCAGACUUGCCUCAAGACACAUAUAUCAACUUUCCUGGCUGGACAAAGGGGCAAAUUUGGAUCAAUGGCUUUAAUCUUGGUCGCUACUGGCCAGCCCGUGGUCCUCAGAUGACCCUUUUUGUUCCAAGGAAUAUACUUGUUUCAUCGAUGCCAAACAACGUAACAGUGUUGGAGCUGGAGCAUUCUCCUUGCAGCACCCAGGCAUGCGAGAUAGAGUUUGUAGACAAACCAAACAUCAACGCCACCACACAGCAUGAAAGUUAUGCCCCACAACUCUUCGUUAGAGACAUACAGCUGAACUAUCUAUAAUUUCAGUUUUUUCUUAUCUUCUCCCC
Apaloderma vittatum (bar-tailed trogon) is the source of this 865-nucleotide messenger RNA. Its product is annotated as beta-galactosidase-like. The record is from RefSeq and is a predicted model, not a curated record. Gene Ontology annotation, cellular component: vacuole. Gene Ontology annotation, biological process: carbohydrate metabolic process. Bases 297 to 839 code for a protein of 180 amino acids. Gene Ontology annotation, molecular function: beta-galactosidase activity. The transcript has 5 exons. Lineage: Eukaryota; Metazoa; Chordata; Aves; Trogoniformes; Trogonidae.